CGGCCGCCAGGGCACGUGACGGCUCCUCGCAGCCCGCCCCCGGGGCUGGUUGGCUGGGCCGCACCAGGCGCGCGGCGGCCGCGAACCCUCCGGGCUCCGGCACUGGGAGGUGCUGCUGCGCCCGCAGCUUACAAAGGCGGCGGACAGCUCCCGCGCCCCAUGACUCGCCGCCGCCCUCUCCUCCUGCAGGCUGCAUCCAGACGCCUCCUCGCAGGAGAACUACAGUAAAGAAACACAGGAAAAGUUGUCUUAACACAAGUUCACUUUUGAACAAGCUGGUACAAUGGAUAUGAACACUCUUUUCUCCUGUGGUGAGUUUUUGAUAAAUGGACACUGACAUGGACUACGAAAGACCCAACGUUGAAACCAUAAAAUGUGUGGUGGUUGGUGAUAAUGCAGUGGGGAAGACUCGCUUAAUUUGUGCAAGGGCAUGCAAUACCACUUUGACACGGUAUCAGCUGCUGGCAACUCACGUACCGACCGUCUGGGCAAUUGAUCAGUACCGUGUCUGCCAAGAGGUACUUGAACGCUCCCGGGAUGUUGUUGAUGAAGUGAGCGUUUCUCUCAGACUCUGGGAUACUUUUGGCGACCAUCACAAAGACAGACGUUUUGCUUAUGGAAGGUCUGAUGUAGUUGUUCUGUGUUUUUCAAUUGCUAAUCCUAAUUCCUUGAAUCAUGUGAAAACAAUGUGGUAUCAAGAAAUCAAGCACUUCUGUCCUCGCACACCUGUUAUUUUGGUUGGCUGCCAACUGGAUCUUCGUUACGCUGAUCUUGAAGCUGUUAAUCGAGCGAGACGGCCUUUAGCAAGGCCUAUAAAAAGGGGAGAUAUUUUACCUCCAGAAAGAGGCAGAGAGGUUGCCAAGGAGCUUGGAAUACCAUAUUAUGAAACUAGUGUGUUUGACCAGUUUGGAAUUAAGGAUGUUUUUGAUAAUGCAAUCAGAGCUGCACUGAUAUCCAGGAGACACCUGCAGUUCUGGAAAUCACAUUUAAAGAAGGUCCAAAAACCUUUACUUCAGGCUCCAUUCCUACCUCCAAAGGCACCUCCUCCAGUUAUUAAAAUCCCAGAGUGUCCUGUAACAAGUAUGAAUGAGGCUGGAUAUUUGUUAGACAAUCCAUUGUGUGCAGAUGUUAUGUUUGUUCUUCAGGAGCAGAAUCACAUUUUUGCUCACAAGAUUUACCUAGCUACCUCCUCUUCAAAGUUUUAUGACCUUUUUUUAAUGGAAUGUGAAGAAUCUCCAGACUUCAGUGAAAUACAGUGUAGUACAGAUAAGACCAGUAGGGACUUCCUGUCUAGAACAAGUCAUCUUGAAACAGAUGAUGACAGUGAUGAAGCAAAUUUAAAAACUUUUGAUGCCAAACUUCCAACACCAGAAACAGAUGGGACUUUAAAGAUGCUAGAACUUGAAACUGAAGAAACUAGUUCUACAAGGAGAGCUUUGUCCUCCUUGGGUAAAGGGUUUGUUAGUAUGCAUAAGGAAAUACAAAUCAACCCUGUAUCUAAUAGGAAAUGUCCUGUAACUGUGGUCAAGAUGGAUUCCUCUGUUCAGCCUGGGCCUUUUAAAACUGUUUUACAAUUUCUGUAUGCUGGGCAACUGGAUGAAAGUGAAAAAGAUCUGACAAGAUUAGCACAGAUUGCUGAAAUCUUGGAAGUAUUUGACUUGCGGAUGAUGGUGGAAAAUAUUAUGAAUAAAGAAGCCUUUAUGAAUCAAGAGAUUACUAAAGCCUUUCAUGUCAGGAAAGCUAACCGGAUAAAAGAGUGUCUUUGCAAAGGUACAUUUUCUGAUGUUACAUUUAAGUUGGAUGAUGGAAGCAUAAAUGCCCACAAGCCACUGCUGAUUUGUAGCUGUGAAUGGAUGUCUGCUAUGUUUGGAGGAUCAUUUGUUGAAAGUUCAAACAGUGAGGUUGUUCUUCCCAACAUAAACAAGACUUCUAUGCAGGCAGUUCUGGAUUAUUUGUAUACCAAGCAAUUAUCAUCGAGUCAGGAGUUGGACAUGCUUGAAUUAAUUGCACUGGCAAACAGAUUUUGCCUCCCACACUUGGUUGCACUGGCAGAGCAGCAUGCUGUGCAGGAGCUGACUAAAGCCUCAGGGAAUGGCAUUGGCAUAGAUGGUGAAGUACUCUCCUAUUUGGAAUUGGCCCAGUUUCACAAUGCUAAUCAGCUGGCAGCGUGGUGCUUGCACUACAUCUGCACCAAUUACAACAGUGUUUGCUCCAAAUUCCGCAAAGAAAUAAAAGCAAAAUCUCCAGAUAAUCAAGAAUAUUUUGAGAGACAUCGCUGGCCUCCUGUAUGGUACUUAAAGGAAGAAGAUCACUACCAGCGUGUUAAAAAGGAAAGAGAAAAGGAAGAUAUUGCACUGAAUAAACAUCAUUCAAAACGGAAGUGGUGCUUCUGGAAUUCCUCUGCUGUAGUUGCCUGAGCAAAGCAAAUACAUGUAAACACUACAAUGGUGUAAUUAUAACACUGCUCUAAAAUUAGUCUUAUUGUUAGAAAUAAGAUGUAGUUCAGGUUCCCGGCACUGAUUUUAUUCCAUGUUUUGCAUUUAUCAUUUUUAGGGUCAAAAGCACAAGCUCAGCUAUAGUGAGCCUGGAAUAGUUCCUUAAACUGAUAUGUAUAUUUUUCGUUAGUAAGCAAAAUAAGCACCAUUAUUACAUUUCUUUUUAUACAAAAACAAAUCCAGCAUUAAUGUUUCAAACUCUACAUUGGGAAAUAUUUUUAUACUAUCUUGUGUAUUUUGUUUAAAUAAAAAUUCAGGGGUAUAACUUUAUUUUACAGACCACAAAAUAACCACAUAGCAGCUUUGUAAUUAGAUUUUAACUAUUUUUCUUAUGUGAGUACAGCGAAAUAUAAACUAACAUGCCCUCUUAAUAGAUAACAUUCUGUCUUAAGUGACCAAUUUAAAAGUACCCAGUGAAAAUUAUCACCUUAGUUAAAAAUAAGCUUCUACUAGGCGACCAGUUUUUGUCCCUACGUUCUAUGCACUCAUAACAUAAUUAGAUGGUUAUUUCUUCUUUCUAAAGUAAAGGGUUAUAAUAAGAUCAAAUAACUGCAAGUUAUAGAGCAUUUGAUCUUUCUUCAAUUGAAUAAUAGGCAGUAUGAUUACCUGUUCAGCUGCAGGAACAUGUAUUUCUAAUAUUUGCCAUGUAAGUGCAUAGAAUUAUGGUUAUAUGGGGCAUGUGAAAUCUAGUGAUUCUAAGUAUUCAGAGGUUUUAAAGGUCUAGAUUGAAGAGGAUAAUUUUAAAAUCAUUAGAAGGGCUUAUUAAUUUAUAUCUUUAUCCAGGGCAAACUCAGUAUGGAUCUGAAUACAAAAAGCAAAUAUGCUGGUAGUCUUGGAAUUACUGUAUUAUAGUUGGUUCAGGGGCGGCUCCAGGCCCCAGCACGCCAAGCGUGUGCUUGGGGCGGCAUGCUGCAGGGGGCGCUCUGCCGGUCACUGGGAGGGCGGC
Messenger RNA from Mauremys reevesii (Reeves's turtle), 3441 nucleotides. It is a transcript of the gene RHOBTB1, whose product is annotated as Rho related BTB domain containing 1. The transcript is spliced from 11 exons. Lineage: Eukaryota; Metazoa; Chordata; Testudines; Geoemydidae. The coding region runs from base 327 to 2417 and encodes 696 amino acids. Gene Ontology annotation, biological process: small GTPase-mediated signal transduction; proteasome-mediated ubiquitin-dependent protein catabolic process; regulation of proteolysis. Gene Ontology annotation, molecular function: GTPase activity; GTP binding; ubiquitin protein ligase binding. Gene Ontology annotation, cellular component: cytoplasm. The record is from RefSeq and is a predicted model, not a curated record.